UGUCAGAGGAAAACAUCUAUCCACAACUGUUUCUAAAAAGGACACGUGCAUUAGAGCAAGCUGUUUUUUUUCAAGCAAAUAAUAAUAUAUAUCCAGAAAACUACUUUUUAAGAAUUCCACAUAAUAUUUGAAAUAAUUGUAUGCCCUUUGAGUAAAUAUAAUACACAGCUGACAACUUUUCAUAAAACUUGGAGUGAAACUUGAUGCAGGAAAAAAAAACCUAUAUGGCGGCGAGACGAGUCAGUGAAGUUUUGUGAAAUAAAGCACCAUGAGGUAAAAAUCUGAUGAACUGAAAAACAAUAAGACAACAAAUAACUUUCAAAGACAAACCAUUGACUGUGUAAGAGAACUGGAGAGAGCUAGUAUGACAUCACCCUUAGAAAAUGAUUUACUUCCAGCUCCAACCAAAUGAAGUCAAUUCAGUUGAUAUUUUUCAACAUUACGGAUACCGCUGUCUGCAGCCAGACGAGAACAAACCAGUGAUGGCGUUCGGACUGGUGGCCAUCACGCUGUGCGUGGGCUACCUGGGCUACAUGCACGCCACCAGAGAGAACGAGCAGCUCUACGAGGCCGUGGACAGCCAGGGAGAGAGAUACAUGAGGAGGAAGACCUCCAAGUGGGACUGAUGGAGACGGAAAAAACACAACGAGUCUGUGCAGUUUCAGCUCAUUUCAAGAAGAAAACAAAUAAAACCAUUAAAUAAGAAA
Molecule: messenger RNA, 707 nt
Organism: Oryzias melastigma (Indian medaka)
Lineage: Eukaryota; Metazoa; Chordata; Actinopteri; Beloniformes; Adrianichthyidae
Gene: smim8
Product: small integral membrane protein 8
Exons: 2
Coding region: 384-626 (80 amino acids)
Source: RefSeq, a predicted model, not a curated record